AUGUUUGAGGAUCAAGCUGAUUUAUCCACAGAACAAGCCGAUUUUUUCCAGCGCAAUAUCACCGACAACAAAAGGGAGGAAGCAAUGGUAACGCAGCAGGCGAAAAUGGAAGUAAUGGAUGUACUACCACCUCCGAAUCACGAGGAUCUGCAAGUACUGAUCAUGGCU
Gongylonema pulchrum is the source of this 168-nucleotide messenger RNA. The record is from the annotation of a GenBank genome assembly. NCBI's taxonomy places the organism in Eukaryota, Metazoa, Nematoda, Chromadorea, Rhabditida, Gongylonematidae.